Messenger RNA from Monodelphis domestica (gray short-tailed opossum), 2715 nucleotides. RefSeq names its product transmembrane protein 106A (gene TMEM106A). The record is from RefSeq and is a predicted model, not a curated record. NCBI's taxonomy places the organism in Eukaryota, Metazoa, Chordata, Mammalia, Didelphimorphia, Didelphidae.
AGAACACAGACGCCUAUCACCUGUGCCCCGCCCUGCUCCGGAAAGCCGAAGACUUAUAGAGGAGGCCCUAGCCUUUCUAAGCAGCCCUUCGGGGGUCUGGGCGGGAAGGGAGGGGAGGAGCCGUGACCCCUGCGGGCUUCCCGUGCUUAGAGCCCUGCCCAAUCUUCCGGUUUGGUGACUUAGCUUCUUCUAGUGAAGAAGAGAACCAUUUUGGACCCGAGGCGUCUCUGCUUUUGGCAGCACCCACUGGGUUCACCUAUCAACUUUAUCCAAAAGGAGCUAUCCCGGACACCCCGCCCCCCUUCCCCUGCAUUUCUCCCUUUACCUCUCCCUUCAGGAAGUCAACCCUAGCUCAUUAACUGUCGGGAAAGUCGCUGCUCUGUUAGUUUCUCUGUAGGAAAACAACUUCUGCUUUUGCCAUCUUCAGAAAACGAAAGACAUUGGAUCGAUGGAAGGUUCUUGAUAGGAAAGGAGACACACUGUGAUUUGUUUUUAUUUGCUUGCCUGUUUGCAGGGAAGGAAGGAAAAAAAAAAGUGAAAAUCUCCUUCAUGAUGGGUGAGACAGUCUCCAGGUUUGGCUCCCAGGACAGUGAGAGCAAAUCUAUCCUGUCCCAGGAUCCAGGUGUUCGGAGUGAAGCCUCCAGCUAUUCUAGCAUCGAUGGCAGCCAGUCCAUUUUGACCUGUGUGCCUUGUACAGGCUCAGGCUUUGUGACCUGCCCCACUUGCCAGGGGAAAGGGGAGAUCCCAAGCGAGCAGGAAAAGCAGCUGGUGGCACUCAUUCCCUACGGGGAUCAGAGGCUGAAACCCAGGCGAACGAAGCUCUAUGUUUCCCUGGCUGUGAUGAUAUGCCUGUUCACAUCAGCCCUCAUAUUCUUCUUCCUGUUCCCUCGAUCCAUCCUGGUCCAGCCUGCUGGGCUCAACUCUUCUGGUGUGGCCUUUGUGGAUGGCAUCAUCUUGCUCAACACAACGAACGUCCUCAACAUUACCAACAACAACUACUACCCCAUCACUGUGACCCAGCUCAACAUCGAGGUCCUCCACUUGUCGCUCGUUGUGGGGCAGAUUAAAGUGAGCCACCUUUUGCACAUUGGUCCUUUGGACAGUGAACAGAUGUUCUUUGCAGUAACCAGCAAGAUAUCUGAUGAAAACACAUAUAAUAUCUGUAGCUGGAUGAAAAUCAAAGUCCAUAAUGUACUUCUGCACACACAGGGCACCCUGACCUGCUCCUACCUGAGCCACACAGAACAGCUGGCGUUCCAGAGCUACAACUAUGUGGAUUGUCGGGGGAACAAAUCACUCCCUCAUCCGCCGUGAUGUUGCCCGCUGCCCACAGCUCCCUGCUCUCCCAUCUUCCUGUUAUUGCCUUCAUCCACCAAAGGACUGGAUUCCAUUGAUUAUUUUUUUUUGCCUGUAUGUGAACCUAGCUUUUUUCUUCCUUCCCUACCCCCUGGAGGCAGUGCCAGAAGCCCCUAACUGUGAUUCUAACCUCUCUAGAGGAUCUCUCACCAGGCAGAGUCCUCAGGAGAAAAGCUGGCCUCUGGGACUCUCUAAAUCGGGCCUGUCCUGGUGGCCACUCCUCAUCCUACCCAGCCACAAUAAAACAGGUUCUGUCUUUCACACACUUAAACCAAAAUUCUGCACUAAGAGGAUAACUCACAAGAAUGGUUAGAUUUCUCCUUAACUACAUGUAGACGUGGUUGUGGUUUGAUGCAAAAAAAGGUUUUUUUUAAAGCAUGUGCACUUUCUUUGCUCCUUCCUCCUGAGUGGAAGGAAGGACUUUCUGUCCAAUAUACCUCAGAUUGUGGAGAAGGAAGGAGCCCUUCUUGUUUGUGGUGGAAUCAUGUAUGUGCCUAUUAAGAAAUCCUUUGUAAUGGAUCUUGGGAAAAUCUAGUGAGGCAUUCGUAGUUUUGUUGGGCCUUGUUGGAGGCCCCAGGAAUUUCUUACUGUUAACCUGUGUCCCUGUGGUGAACCUGAGCACUGAAUCAUGUGAGAGGAUUAUACAGAGGGUGAAGCCAGAAGACCUGUCUCUUCCUGGUACUUUGUACUCUGCCAUUGAAGGGGGAGAGCUGGAAGUCCAAAGGGCCAGCCAGCUCCUCACUGCCCAGGAUCUCUCCCCCAAGAGUUCUCUUUCUACUUCAGUAGACACUCCUCUCCCCUGCUUUGGAAAAAUUAGCCUCAUUCACUCCUACGAAGCAGGUGAUAAAAGAGCCAGUCAGGAAGACCCCCCGGGUCUCCCCAAAGUACAGGAAAGACACAGCCUUCACAGCUCUGGAACUAAUGCUGAAGCCACUUUCAGAAGCCCUUAUGAAGGGGAGACCUCCCCGAUGAGGCAAGCAGGCAGGUGUGCAGGCUCCUUGGAGGCUUUCCCUUUGUUCUGUUUGGGGCCUAAUCUCAGAGGGAGAGAUGGGAGUGUGACUGUCACUGGCUAGCCUCGGCCUGUCCUGCACUGGCCAGAGAAGGGAGGAUGGGGGGAUCCCUCUUCCUAGCACUUCAAAAUGGAUUUGUAGGAGACCGUGAGGCUGGGCUGAAGGAGCUGUUGAACAUAGGCCUUCCCUGCUCAGGGCUGCCUUUGGGGAUCCGCUUUUCCAGAGGCUCUUUGACAUAAAGUUGGGGGCUGGGGAAGUUGGGGGGAAUGGGCUUCAGCUCACCCUUUUCUCCUUUCUGUUGUGAAGCCAGAACUAAGCCUAAAAUAAACUUCCAAAGUCUGUACAUCAA